UUGCUACCCAGGCUCAGCCGGCGGCCAGCGAUGCACCCGACAGGCCUGGCGGCGGCGGGGUCUUCGGGGACCACCCGGCAGCCCGCCAAGCGGAGGAUCCCCGUGGGGUCCCAGCCAGGCAUGGCUGACCCCCACCAGCUUUUUGAUGACACGAGCUCAGCCCAGAGUCGGGCCUAUGGGACCCCGCGGGCCCCCAGUGGCCUGGGCUACCCAGCAGCCUCCGCUUCACCGCAGGCGGCCUUCUUGGCUGACCCUGUGUCCAACAUGGCCAUGGCCUAUGGGAGCAGCCUCGCAGCGCAGGGCAAGGAGCUGGUGGAUAAGAACAUGGACCGCUUCUUCUCCGUCAGCAAGCUCAAGUACUACUUUGCAGUGGACACCAUGUAUGUGGGCAGGAAGCUGGGCCUCCUCGUCUUCCCCUACCUGCACCAGGACUGGGAGGUGCAGUACCAGCAGGACACCCCGGUGGCUCCUCGCUUCGACAUCAACGCACCCGACCUCUACAUUCCAGCUAUGGCUUUCAUCACCUACGUCUUAGUGGCUGGCCUUGCACUAGGGACCCAGGACAGGUUCUCCCCAGACCUGCUGGGGCUGCAGGCGAGCUCAGCCCUGGCCUGGCUGACACUGGAGGUGCUGGUCAUCCUGCUCAGCCUCUACCUGGUGACCAUCAACACUGACCUCACCACCAUCGACCUGGUGGCCUUCCUGGGCUACAAGUAUGUCGGGAUGAUCGGCGGGGUCCUCAUGGGCCUGCUCUUUGGGAAGAUUGGCUACUACCUGGUGCUGGGUUGGUGCUGCCUGUCCAUCUUUGUGUUCAUGAUCCGGACGCUGCGCCUGAAGAUCCUGGCCGAGGCGGCGGCCGAGGGCGUCCCCGUGCGCGGCGCGCGGAACCAGCUGCGCAUGUACCUGACCAUGGCCGUGGCGGCGGCGCAGCCCUUGCUCAUGUACUGGCUCACCUUCCACCUGGUGCGCUGAGGGUUCCCCGCCGGAAGCCGCCCCCCAGCCCCUGGCGGCCGCCGGGGGCACCGCGACUCAUCUCCUGCCACCCGAGGCGCCCUCCCACCCUGCUCGCCGAGGUGCCGAGUCUCCCGCUGCACAGGCCG
This is a messenger RNA of Echinops telfairi (small Madagascar hedgehog), 1100 nucleotides long. RefSeq names its product Yip1 interacting factor homolog B, membrane trafficking protein (gene YIF1B). The record is from RefSeq and is a predicted model, not a curated record. The transcript is spliced from 8 exons. Gene Ontology annotation, biological process: endoplasmic reticulum to Golgi vesicle-mediated transport. Gene Ontology annotation, cellular component: Golgi membrane; endoplasmic reticulum-Golgi intermediate compartment; COPII-coated ER to Golgi transport vesicle. Bases 31 to 972 code for a protein of 313 amino acids. NCBI's taxonomy places the organism in Eukaryota, Metazoa, Chordata, Mammalia, Afrosoricida, Tenrecidae.